This is a messenger RNA of Cutaneotrichosporon cavernicola, 960 nucleotides long. RefSeq lists its product as uncharacterized. Lineage: Eukaryota; Fungi; Basidiomycota; Tremellomycetes; Trichosporonales; Trichosporonaceae. The transcript is spliced from 2 exons. The record is from RefSeq and is a predicted model, not a curated record. Bases 1 to 960 code for a protein of 319 amino acids.
AUGGCGUCGCCCAUCCAUAAUAUCCUCUUCUCACCGCCUCCCUCGCCCCCCAGCGAGAUCGAGACGGGUGACUAUUCUCACUUCAAUACCAUCAUGACCAGCCUCGGUCCUCGAUCCAAGUCGCCCCUUUCCCGGCAACACCAUGAUGUCGACAUCGAGGCGGGUGAGCGCGUGUCCAAGAGUUUCACCCAGCGCAACCCCAUUCUUGCAAAGAUGCGCCUCGUUGUCCAGCGCUUCACACCCAACCUCCCCGCCCCCAUACUUCGGCUCUUCGCCUUUGUCGCCUUCCUCUUCAUCUUCGCGUCCUUUGUAACCAGUGUCAUUCUCCCCGCCCUCUCUCCACUCCCCCAAACCCGCGGCCCAAGCCCAAUCGCCAAGAAGCCUCAGUGGACACCAAAGGCCUAUGUUCCUCCGCAGGAGGAUGCGCACCCAAUCGCUGCUCCAAACCCUCGGGCAUUCCGGCCUGAUCCUCAUCCUCUUCCGUCCACGCACGAACUACUGGCAUUGCAAACCUUUAUCCUCGAGUCACCGGCCAACAACCUGCGUGACGUGGAUGCCACUCAGCCGCUCGACGCCGCCCAUCUGCUCGGUACUCAUGCUGCCCGCCGCCUCGGUAAUUCUGGAAGUUCCCGCGAAAAGAAGUGGCUCAAGGAACUCAGCGAUCAGCACUCGCACACAGUGGUGCUGUGGUACAGCUCCAUCUCGACACCCCACUCUGUGCUUGAAGGUAUCUCGGCUCGGCACGGCGAGGGACGCCGCCCGACGCUCAUCUCGACCAUCCAGCGUAAGGACGGGGAGACGAUCGAGGGUAUCUUGUCGCGCCUUGGACACGAUCUGUCCGCAGCGCCCGUGCUCGUUCUUGGCGGGGAGGUGUUUGACGCGACAGAGGAGGGUAUGAAGGUGAUGCGGGAGAGCGGAGACCUUGCCGAGCGUCUGGCGCAGAUCGGCUGGACCAGCUAG